Penicillium canescens is the source of this 558-nucleotide messenger RNA. RefSeq names its product Yae1 family protein. The coding region runs from base 1 to 558 and encodes 185 amino acids. The transcript has a single exon. Lineage: Eukaryota; Fungi; Ascomycota; Eurotiomycetes; Eurotiales; Aspergillaceae. The record is from RefSeq and is a predicted model, not a curated record.
AUGGAUUGCAAUCUCUUGGAUAGUCUUCUGGGUCUGGAGGAGGAGUUCUACAACGAAGGCUAUGAGCUGGGCACCGCGGACGGAGCGGAAUCGGGGUAUACCGAAGGCAGUGUUUUCGCCGUGGAGAAAGGAUUCGAGAAGUUCGUUGAGGUGGGACGUCUGUAUGGCAAAGCUCUGGUCUGGGCGCAACGACUUGAUUUGAAACAAUCCGGCGCAAAGCCUUCAUCUCAAACAGCCAAUGCGGACAGUCUUUCUCUUGAUCCGUCAAUCUGCAAAGACAUGCCCAGUCUUCCACCACACAGUACUCGGCUGGCCAGGAAUCUUCAAACACUCCUUGAGCUCGUCGACCCGGCUACGUUGGAUAUGAGCAACACCGAAGAAGCUGUCAACGAUGUGGAUGAACGCCUGAAGGGCGCCGCUACCAAGGCGAAACUCAUUCAGCGCGCCAUGGGUGAACGCGAGGACUCAGGCGCACAGGCUGAGCCUAAGGAUAUGCAAGCUUCCGGAGAUGGUUCCGGCAGCAUUGAAGAUAUCAGCGCAUUGAACAUCCGUCAUUGA